Messenger RNA from Drosophila subpulchrella, 855 nucleotides. RefSeq names its product probable palmitoyltransferase ZDHHC24. Gene Ontology annotation, biological process: protein targeting to membrane; peptidyl-L-cysteine S-palmitoylation. The record is from RefSeq and is a predicted model, not a curated record. NCBI's taxonomy places the organism in Eukaryota, Metazoa, Arthropoda, Insecta, Diptera, Drosophilidae. Gene Ontology annotation, cellular component: Golgi apparatus; endoplasmic reticulum. The coding region runs from base 1 to 855 and encodes 284 amino acids. Gene Ontology annotation, molecular function: protein-cysteine S-palmitoyltransferase activity. The transcript has a single exon.
AUGAGAUUUCGUUCACUUAAGAGGAUCUUUUGGAAGGAGGAAGCCUUACUAACGGUGGUCCUAGUAGUUGGUAUAACUAUUGCUUACUACGUUCUGAUGAAUAUUGUGCUGCCGGAGCUGCUAAAUAUUGGGAGUCCAGGAUACAUAUUCCUCAGAAUGCUGGGGCUCUUUCUCUUUUCGAAUAUCAUGUCCAAUAUGGCCAUGUGCAUGCUGGUGGAUCCAACAGUCGAUCCAAAGCAGUUAAGUUUGCAAUUUGAGUUGAGAAAGCAAAGGACUGACUGGCACGAGUGCCGAAAGUGUGAGAUCUUGGCUCCUCCGCGUUCCUAUCACUGUAGGAUAUGUGGGGUUUGUAUUCUAACGAGGGAUCAUCACUGCUACUUCUCCGCCUGCUGCAUCGGAUAUGAAAACUAUCGAUACUUCUUCUACACUGUGCUCUACACAUUUGUGGCUUCGUUUAUAUCAUUCAUAGCCAGCAGCAUAUUCUGGUUCGUGCUACACGGUGGCAGCUAUGAAUUUUUCGAAACCCAUUUGAUAUGGAAAGAAUUUGUUAUCCCAGUCGCCAGAAUUGAGUUUAUAUGUCUCUAUAUUUUGAUGCUGGUCGUGCUAGUUGUGUCUGCCAUGGAAUUACACACUUGUUGGCCAAAUGUUCGAUAUGGGGCCACCUAUUUUGAAGCCAAUUCCAGGAACUUUUCGUAUGAUCAGGGAAUGAAAUCAAACCUAGAGAUGUUUUUCGGCCAGCGAAUGCAUUUGACUUGGAUCUCUGCAUUUAUUCCCAGCCAUCUGCCACACGAUGGCAUAAACUGGAGGAAAACAGAUGCCUGUAAGGGCGAUUGGGCCAUUCAAAAGACCAAAUAG